This is a messenger RNA of Papaver somniferum (opium poppy), 1223 nucleotides long. Its product is annotated as B3 domain-containing protein Os04g0386900-like. The coding region runs from base 378 to 1124 and encodes 248 amino acids. The transcript has 4 exons. Gene Ontology annotation, molecular function: DNA binding. Lineage: Eukaryota; Viridiplantae; Streptophyta; Magnoliopsida; Ranunculales; Papaveraceae. The record is from RefSeq and is a predicted model, not a curated record.
ACUCUUCUUUCUCAUUUUCUAGUUAGUUUCAUUGCAGAGGUUGAUCAAAGUAAACACUAACUUCAUAAGCCCUAACUUUUUUGAUCUACAUCAGUUCAAUUUUUUUAAGGUUUCAUUCCCCAUAUAUAUCAGUGUAAACAGCUUACAAAACCUUAAUUUCAGCACUAAUUGUAAAAUGUGCCUAUUAGAUUUAGUUUUCACUUGUUCAUCUAUCAUUACUGUAAGUUCCUUGCAAAAUUUGAAUGGCAUGCAGACCCUAAUUUGAUCAAUUUUACUCACAAACCCUAGAGGGGUUAGAAGGAAAAAUCAAGUCCUCCCUCUCAACAGAUAGCUGAUGAAUGUAAAGCUAAGUUAUCCUUUGUGUAAAGAGAAGUUUUAUGCUUGAUAUUCUUUGUGGGCCGAUUCCAUUUGUCUUGCGCUUUUCUUUUUCGACAGCUAUGGAAAAACCCCGAGCUAAUGUUGCUAAACCAAUUCAGCUAGACACUCAAAUGGAGUUGGAACAAUCCGGAUCUUCCCAGUCCCAGAUAGUAUUGGGUCUUCCCUCUCUGCAGGAAACUGUUGACACUCAAAUGGAGUCCGAACAUUCGAGCUCCUCCCAUAUAAUAUUGGCUAUUAAAGUAUCAGAUAUAAAUGAUUCUAAAUCGCCGUGUAAUCCAAUUCAGCAAGAGGCUGAAAACGAAACCGAUUCCACAGAAGAAGAACAGGAUAAGAUGAAAUUAAAUGAUACCACCACAAUGGAAGAACAUGAUGAACCUUACUUUCUUACAGAUAAACCUUACUUUCACUGCAUCCUUGGGAAAACACAACUCCAUAACAUGGGGAUUCCUAAAUCUGUCAAUCAACUACUUCCAGAAAAAGAGGUUCCAGUCAAUCUUUCCUACCGAAACAAGACCUGGAAGGUGAAAUAUCAAGGCAAUCGUGCGUCCAAAAAGUUUGAUUCAAGCUGGAAACACUUUGUUCAUGAUAACAACCUCAGAUUCGGAGAUGGCUGCGUCUUUGAACUCACUGAGCACAGCGACAAUUGUAUCAACUUCAGAAUUCAGAUUCUUGAUGGUGAUGUCCCGUCUGAGUUGCUUGAUCGGGUCGAUGGCCAGACUAUAGAACAUCCAAUUACUAUAGGCUGAGACUAAUUAGCAUAAUGAGUUAGUAGUGUUUGUUGGAUCACUAACAUAUCUAGAAUGUAAGAAUCCUUUACAUUAGUAUAUAAUAUUUACACAAUGAAU